CAGCAUAUGUCAUCUUAAAAACUGGCCGCAACAGAUUUACUUGGAAAUCAAGCCAUUAGUUGUAUUGUUUGGUGAAAAAUUUUUGUUAAGAAAUGAUCCCAAAUCGCGAAUAUUGUAUUACAAUACACCAGACACCGGCGAAGAUGGGCGAAUAUGUGAAACAUGCAAUAUAUACCAUCCUUUGCCAACGGAAUUACCAUCCGCCCAAUGGUUACGAAUGUGGAGAGUUCGAAGGCAUCUCGCUGCUGGUACCGUGCGAUAACGAUUUUAAAACCUACAUUGGCAAAAUCAUCGCAGUGGUACAAGAUAGUAUUGACAAGAAUACCACUGAAGGUAUAAUCAUGCACAUAUAUUGGAAUACCAGCCGCUUAGAGUCCUGGCGUAUCAAUUUUGAUCUGAAGCACGAUGAAGAAGAAUCCGUAUUGUCCGAUUUUAAGGACAUGAUACAGAAAAUAGUCGAAAUGGCUAGCAACAUUAUUUUGCUUCCUUACGGUUGCGAAAUGCAGAUAAAUUUCGAGGAAUGUUACAAGGAAUAGAAUCGUCCAAGAAGAAAGGUGUUGGCCGAACGAUCGAACUGAUUCUUGUCAGCAUAAUACUGUUACGCCUUCAAUAUGCAUUAUACAUUAAAACCAAUAAGUUCUCUGAGACAUGAUUUGGUAUGUGACAAAUAAUAAAAAAACUGUUCUGAAAUGAUAUUAGAUGUGUAAUUUGUAUUACGACUUACAUUUAGUUCUACUGCAUUAGUCGGUAACACAUU
Molecule: messenger RNA, 757 nt
Organism: Anopheles moucheti
Lineage: Eukaryota; Metazoa; Arthropoda; Insecta; Diptera; Culicidae
Exons: 3
Coding region: 93-536 (147 amino acids)
Source: RefSeq, a predicted model, not a curated record